Messenger RNA from Penicilliopsis zonata CBS 506.65, 969 nucleotides. RefSeq lists its product as hypothetical. The transcript is spliced from 2 exons. The record is from RefSeq and is a predicted model, not a curated record. Gene Ontology annotation, cellular component: cytoplasm. Lineage: Eukaryota; Fungi; Ascomycota; Eurotiomycetes; Eurotiales; Aspergillaceae. Gene Ontology annotation, biological process: tRNA methylation. The coding region runs from base 1 to 969 and encodes 322 amino acids. Gene Ontology annotation, molecular function: tRNA methyltransferase activity.
AUGGAGGGAGGGGGCCCAGCCAUCCCCCCGGUCUUCGAGUCUCGGAAGCAGAAAAUCCUUGCAGAGCUUUCCAUUCCAGAUGCAGAGUACUUCGAUCUGUCGCCCAAGGGAUCGGUGGACGAAGGAAUCCGUGAUCUGAUCGGGGACAUCAACAGAUUGCCGGGCUUGGUGACAACCAGCAGCUGCGCUGGCCGGAUCAGCGUGUUUCUGGAGGGCAGGAAAAAGCAGCUCCAGUCUGAGCAGCAACAACGACAGUUUGCACCCUCUGGAGGCAAAGGCGCUGGGAACUGGCUCUAUGUCUCUCACGACCCACUGGAGUGGCCGUCGAGUGUCGAAGAGAAGAGCCGGUCGCUGCACAAGCUGUUUGGCAUGGUGCCUGGAGAUGGAAAGCCCCCAGCACUGGACAAAGAUGGACAAGGCCCGCGGCUGGUGCGCUUUCAUUUCGAGCCCAUGAUCCUCCAUAUCAUGACUGCCACUCUGAAACACGCCCAGCCAGUCUUGGCCGCUGCUUCUGGCUCGGGAUUUCGUGAAAGCGGCCUGCAAAGCCUUCGCUGUCUUGGAGAAGGCCAAGAGGGCCCUAGUCCGAUUGUUGCGGUCCGUUCGUCGGGCUUGUCCCUGGAAUCGGUGAUCGGAUACUGCGACGAGAGCAACCCCGAGGAGGAUGGCGAGCCUGUGGUCCGCAGUCUAGUCACGGAGGGAUACCUGGAGAUGCUCAUUGCCAUGUCGAACGAGCGGUUUUCAACUAACUCAGAGCGCAGGGAGAGAUUUCGUAGUAGUCUCCUCGACCUCUGCUCCGCGGCCCAAUCUCAACAUACCAAGACAACAGGAAAGGCGAGGGCCAGGCCAGCUGGAUGGGAGGAUCCGGAAGCCAGGAGAGAAAGAAAGCGAGCAGAGGGCUUAGCACGGAAGAGAGCUCUCGAGAGCCAAGCGGUUGGCAGUGAAGACGUCAAAGACGAUACAAUAGCUUAG